This is a messenger RNA of Aureococcus anophagefferens, 2034 nucleotides long. Its product is annotated as expressed protein. Lineage: Eukaryota; Pelagophyceae; Pelagomonadales; Pelagomonadaceae. The transcript has 3 exons. The record is from RefSeq and is a predicted model, not a curated record. The coding region runs from base 1 to 2034 and encodes 677 amino acids.
AUGCAGAGCCUGCGCUUCGCGCGCGCCGUGCGGCGCUCGACGUCCACGGCGCCGGCGCGCACGCUGCCGCGCGCGGCGCCCGGCGUCGUCGGCGCCUUCGCCGCCGGCGCCGCCGCGGCGACCUACGGCCUCUACCAGAUCCGCGAGUUCGCGCGCGUCGAGGGCGCGCUGCCGUCGGACUCGUCGGCGCUGCUCCGGGCCCUGCUCCCCGUCAAGCCGCAGGCGCCGACGUUCGUGCGCGUCGUCGUCGCCGACGGCGCGGGCGCGCGGCGCGUCGUCCGCGUCGACGAGCGCGCGCUCGCCGCCGCCGCGGCGACGGCCGCGGAGGCGCUCGACGCGGAGCUGCCGGCGCUGCGCGCGCGGAGCCGGGCGCGCCUCGAGGCGCGCGUGCGCGAGGCCGUCGCGGGCUGCGGCGGCGCGGGCGGCGGCGUCGACGCCUUCGCGGACUGGUACUACGCGUACCGCACGGCCUUCGAACUCAUGCGCGUCGCGGGCGGCGCCUUCGCGGCCGCGGCGGUGCUCGGCGAGCCGGCGGCGCACCGGUCCGCGGAGGCGGCCGUCGGGCGGCGCGUCCUCGACAAGUACGAGGCGCUCGUGCUGCGGCCCGAGCGCACGGAGCCCGCGCUCCGGGCGGCGCUCGACGCGGCGACGGCGGAGGCGCGGCUCGACUUCAUCGCGACCGUCGCGCGCGCGCACGCGGACGCGCUCCCGCUCGUGUCCGCGGCGACGACGCACGUCGGCCCCGGCGCCGCGCGGGCCCAGCGCGCGGAGGUCUUGGUGGACUGGUCCAACUGCGCGCGGCGCGCGUCGGGCCUCGAGCGGUCCCACGAGCCGCGCGACGCGUCGUCCGCGGCGCUCCUCGCCGCCGCGGGCGCCGUCGGCGCGAAGCUGACGUCGUCGGCCGUCGCGUCCAAGGCGUCGGCCGUCGCGGCCGCGUCCGCGGGGUCCGCGGCCGUGCAGGCCGCCGCGUCCAAGGCGCUCGCGUCCAAGGUCGCCGCGCCCUUCGUCGCCAAGGCCGCGUCGGCCCUCGGCGCGUCCGCGUCGGCGGCGACGGCCGCGGCCGCGGCGGGGCCCGGAGCGGCCGUCGCGGGCGCCGCCGUCGGCCUCGCGGCGGACGUCGCGCUCGCCAAGGCCAUCGCCCUCGCGCGGCGGCCCGCCUUCGAGGCCGACGUCCGCGCCGCCUUCGACGCGACCGUCGCCGAGUGGGCCAGCGGCCUCGGCGACGCCCUCGACGGCGCCUGCGACGUGUGGAUGAACGACGCCAUCCAGCUCACGACGGCCCGGGACGCGGACGCGCCGCCGCCGGCCGCCGCGGCCGCGACGCCCGCCGAGGCGCCGGAGGACGCGCCGCCGCCGGAAGGCGCGCCGCCGCCGCCGCGGGCGGGGCGCGGCGCCGCGCUCACGGACUUCCUGCUGGCUCUGACGACCUUCGCCUGCGCGUCGAAGCUCCUCCGCCUGCCGGCGCCGCGGCAGCCCUGGGUCGACGCCAUGGCGCUGGGCCUCGGCUGCGAGGGCGUGGGCUGCGUCGCCGGCGGCCUGUCCUGGGCGUUGGGCGUCAACCUCGUGCGGCAGGAGGAUCUGACGCUGGGCCAGUGGGCCAUCGUGCUGACGACGGUGCUGGGCAUGGCGAGCCAGGGCCUCGCGGUGCUCGUCGCCGCGGCGUCGUUUUUAGACCGCGACCGCGCGCCGUGGCGGCCCGCGGCCGCCGCGUUCCUCGGCGUGCUCUGCUACGAAGCGGGCUGCGUCUUUGCGCGCCUCGACGGGACGUUCGUGCUGCAGCCGGCGGGGCUGCCCAUCGUCGCGUGGCCCGCGCUCCUGCCCGCGUGCGCGCGCCGCGGCGGCGGCGCCGGCGCCAAGGUCGCCGGCGGCGCGGCCCUCGUCCUCGCGGGCGGCCUCGUCAUCGUCGCCUUCGACAACCGCUGCGGCGGGACGUCGUGCAUCAGCGAGCUCGCGCCCUGGGAGCACCGGCCCUGCCUCGCGGCGACGACGGCGCUCGCGAGCUGCCCGUCCUGGCGAACAUCCGUCUUCGCGUAA